CGGGACCUCGGAUCGAUCCCAGUAAACUAGGUAUCUUCCCCACAUGUCACCUGCCAGCCUGAGUUAUGUGGAUGUAGCUCCCAUUCCAUAGCUUUCCCCAGACAUUUGCUUCUUCCCAUCUCCCCGUUGGCCCGCAACCACACAACCACGAUGACGUCUCCUCCACCCCUCACCAACCUCCGUGUGCUCGAAUUCGCCGGGUUGGCGCCUGGUCCCUUCGCCGGCAAGCUCCUUGCCGAUUACGGCGCCUCAGUCCUACGAAUCGACCGGCCCAGCAGCAGCGCCAGCAGCGACCUCCUGGCGAGCCGCAAGCGCAGUCUCCGCGUGGACCUCAAGUCCGCCCCGGGCAUCUCUUUGAUCCUCCUACUCGCGCAGCGCAGCGACAUCCUAAUCGACCCGUUCCGGCCGGGAGUUCUCGAAAAGCUCGGUCUCGGUCCCUCCGUGUUACUCGCAGCGAAUCCGCGGCUGAUCUACGCGCGUAUGGCCGGGUUCCGGCGGUCAGGACGGUACGCGGCCAUGGCGGGGCACGAUAUCAACUACAUCGCUGUAUCGGGGGCGCUAGCGAUGCUGGGGCGCAAGGACGGCACGCCGUAUGCGCCCGCCAACAUCCUCGGCGACUUUGCGGGCGGCGGGAUGGUCUGUUUUGUGGGCGUGCUGCUGGCGCUGCUGCAUAGAGCCGCGACGGGGAUGGGGCAGGUCGUCGAGGCGAAUAUGGUCGAUGGGAGUGCGUACCUGGCGAGCUUUCCGAGGUUUGCCAUGUUAAAUCCCGCGGCGGGAAGGGGUGGCUGGACGAAGGGUAGGGGCGAGAAUUUGCUGGACGGCGGCGUGCCGUGGUAUGAUACCUACAGGACAAGGGAUGGCGGGUUUAUGGCUGCCGGCCCACUAGAACCGCAUUUCUACGCAACCUUUCUAUCACUGCUCCUACCCGCGCACACCUCCAAGUCGAUCCCAGACCGCGACGACCGCGCCAACUGGCCAGUGCUCAAGGCGCUCUUCACGGAGACAUUCCUGCAAAAGGACCGUGCGGAGUGGGAGAGGAUCUUUGACGGGAGCGAUGCCUGCGUCACCCCCGUAAAGACCUACCAGGAGCUGCGGGAGGAGGGGUUCGAACAUGCGCCUGUCGUGACGCUGAAGGAGAGCCCCGCGUUGCCGGCGGGUGAGGAAGCGUGGACGGGAGCGGCGCUCGCCCCGGGGCAGGGUGGGAGGGAGGCGCUCCAAGAGUGGUUCAUGCUCGAGGAGGGGAGGCAUUGGAUGGAUGUGGAGGAGGGGGCUACGCUGGUGGUGGGGAAGGCGAAGUUGUAGCUAAGCUGCCCCGGGAGAUCAAUUGGCUGUGGCGAGAUCUCCAAGAGGCCGAGGGUCCAAUAUCUACUAUAUAUAUUGCGUUUGAUACCAGCACAAAUCGUACGAAGCGGGUUUAAGCUUACUGAAGAGAGAACAUCAAUUUGUUGCAUAUGGCUUAUAUAGACACUAUGGAGACCUGGCUGAGCUUACCAGAGAGAUAAAUUGAGUUUAUUGCCGCAUACGGCCU
Molecule: messenger RNA, 1528 nt
Organism: Tricharina praecox
Lineage: Eukaryota; Fungi; Ascomycota; Pezizomycetes; Pezizales; Pyronemataceae
Product: CoA-transferase family III domain-containing protein
Exons: 3
Coding region: 151-1302 (383 amino acids)
Molecular function (GO): catalytic activity
Source: RefSeq, a predicted model, not a curated record